Messenger RNA from Acanthoscelides obtectus, 2437 nucleotides. NCBI's taxonomy places the organism in Eukaryota, Metazoa, Arthropoda, Insecta, Coleoptera, Chrysomelidae. The record is from the annotation of a GenBank genome assembly.
CGACAAAAGCCCGCCAAAGUGUAUAGGUUAUGUUUACGUGUUUGAAAACAUUUCAAAGCUUUCAAACAAUUGUAGCAGUAAAUACAAAUAAUGGACGAGGCUGCAAUAGAAGAACUAGAACUGAGCGAUGCAGAGAGCUUCGAAGAGGUCCAGCUAACUGCAGCUCAAGUAAUUGAAAUGAUGGAAGAGGCCUGGGUGAACGAAAAAUUUGCCCCCGAAAUAUUACCCCACAAGAUGGAAGUAGUGGAUUGCCUGUUGGGACAGAUUGCUUAUAUGGAGGAGAACCUGCAAAGCCUGCCCAGUACAGAUUUCAAAAAAAGUAUACACCAGUUAGAAGUAGACCGACUCCGGUUUUUAGUAUCCAGUUACUUGCGAACUAGAUUAGAGAAGAUAGAAACUUAUGUUACCCAUAUUUUGAAACAAGAACAGCAGAGGCAUGAGAGCAAAGAAGAUCUGUAUCUUUCAAAACAGGAGUUGAAAUUUGCUAAAGAGAUUGCUGAAGGUAUGUAGAUAAGCGCUGAAGCAAAACUUUGAUGGUCUAGUGAGCUUCUACCCGGGCCUACCAUUGGAAGAAUGGGUGAGCCAACCCGUUCAGCCCAACAUGCAUUCAUUCGUCUUCUUGAAAUCUAAAAAGGACGUGAACGAGGUCGUGAUCGACGACGGCAGUAUCGCCACUGAAGGGGAGAGCGACCUGGUUGACUUCAGGGAGGGGGCUCAGAUACUGAUCGCUUACAGCAGCGUUGCCGGGUUGCUCAAGAAGGGGGAUGUCAAACUUAUAUGAAGCGAUGUUUAGUGCGAAUAACAAUAAUAAUUUAUUGGUGCUAUUACACAGAAAACUCGGCUAAGGUGGAACACAAAAAAGUGAAAGCAACAAACAAUACGUGAAUACGACAAACAUAAACACAAAGGUAAAAAAGUUAGUAAAACCAGAGUUAAAAUUUAGAUGAACAAUAGAACUUUUAAAAUUAUAAAAGAUACUAAAUACAAUAAAAAUUAUGAAAGGCUGAAAAGCUUCAGGUAAGAGAGUUUUGCCAAAUUGUUCAACAUCAAAAGAUUUUAUUUUAUUUGGCAAUAGUUUGUAAAAUUUUAACCCGUGAUAGUUACCGUUUCUAGUUUUGGAAAGGCGCUGGCGAUUUGGACACAAAUGUUCGUCGUCUUCAGUGUUGUAAUUAUGAGUGUCUUGAUAGUUGUAUAAUUGUGAGAGUAAGCUGCAUGAAGCAAGCAUAGAUAUAUAAACAAGGCAAUGUCAUGGUAUUCAAUUUAAUCAAUUCAUUCCUGUAAGAAACGCUGUACCUCAAAUUUGACAUUAUAUCUAACACAUCUCUGUAGGCCAAAAAGUCUAGGUUUGUGUGUAGAAUCACCCCAUGCCAAAAUGGCGUAAGUCAUACUCCUGUGGAAGUAUGCAUGAGAACUGGUGAGCAAUGCUAACUUAAUUUCAGCUCUGAGUAUGUUUACAUAAGAGUAUGAAGAAAUCUUGAAAAAAAAUGUUUUCUCCGCAUCAAAAGGUCAUAGAUCAAUCUGCUUUGUUUUAAAAUGUGUAUAAAAACGAAUGCUUUUCGCAUAUCGUAGCGCGUCUAUUCAAUUACUCACAAAUACAAAGUGUUUGAAUAUGUUUAGAAGAAAAAAACGCAACCUUUGUUUUUCGCAUAAAAAUAACAUUCAUCUUUCGGAAUGGUUUGUGAUUCAUAUCGGCAAAGUAAACUCGUGUAUUUUGCUAUUAAAUGGUCUUUGAACGAAGCCUGUAUAUUGUUCAAUAAACUAGUAGUGAUCGUCAGAAAACAGGUGUUCGGGGUAAACAAUUACAUUCUCAAAAAAUUACUUGCCAAAUCUACUCGAAUUUUGUUGUUAUUUAGAAGCAUGAAUCCUACGGAUUUGAAGAAUUUCAAGUACAGAAUUGUGUGAAAUUAUCGUCGCAUGAGCAACAAGUGCCAAAACCUAUAUUUUGCCUUGGUUUUCGGCCAUAAGAUUUUUUCUAUUAGUCGGAUCUUUUUACAUGUGGUCUCAUUUUGUAGGUCUCAUACAUACCUAAAGAUUUUAUAUUCGUUCCCGUCAACACUUUCGAUUGAAUCCCAAAAAACACGUUUUCUCAUUCCUUAUUAUCAAAUAAAAAAUUGGUGUAGCUAUUUUAUGCGUCCUUUUAAAUACCCCCUUGAACACUUGCACCAAUGAAAAGGGUGAGUGCGCUAUAAUUUUUGUUUCUCUGAUAAUAAAACACACAAGAAAAUCUUCAUCUGCUUUGAAUUUAUAACUACGUUAUGAAUAAUUUUAUCAUCGUUUUAUUUUUUAUGUGUGUAUAUGUUGAUAACGAAAUUCGGGGGAUGAGUUUUAAUUGUUCGUUUUAUCUAAUGUCUUAAUUAAGUAACUUUUUUAUUGUUUAAAUUGUUAAUUAAUUUAUAUGUAAAGUUAGUGUUUUGAUGUUUUUGUAGAGCCAUGGAGA